Molecule: messenger RNA, 2028 nt
Organism: Clonostachys rhizophaga
Lineage: Eukaryota; Fungi; Ascomycota; Sordariomycetes; Hypocreales; Bionectriaceae
Source: the annotation of a GenBank genome assembly
AUGAGAAGAGUGAGAGGAGUUUCCACAACAACAAGUGAGCUGCUCUCCAAAAUAAUAGGCGGAGACGUCGACGCUGCGUUCGCCAGAGGCCCCGUCAAGUGUCACUUCUGCGGCCGCCGGACGCGCAGCUCCCACGGCAUGUUGAAGCAUCUCCGCCAGAACGCAAAGUGCCACGAGAGGAGAGCAGAUGCCUCCUCCCCACCCGGCCAUCCGUUCGUUAUGGAACAUCCAGGCGGGGAGGCGAACCACCUGCAGAUAUCGCUCCCAGACAGCCCGCCGUCGCCGGCAGAGUCCGCGACCAAUGUCCCAGAGGACGACAUGGCGUUCAGUGACCCUGCCCCUCUGGAGGAUCAGAUUUCUACGCCUGCUCCUCUAGAAGAUCAGAAUUCUAUGCCUGCCUCUCUGCAAGAUCAGAUUUCCAUGCCUUCCCCUCUGGAAGAUCAGAAUUCUACGAUGGCUUUCAGUAACCCUGCCCCUCUGGCAGAUCAGAUUUCCAUGCCUUCCCCUCUGGAAGAUCAGAAUUCUACGAUGGCUUUCAGUAACCCUGCCCCUCUGGCAGAUCAGAUUUCCAUGUCUUCCCCUCUGGAAGAUCAGAAUUCUACGAUGGCUUUCAGAAACCCUGCCCCUCUGGAAGAUCAGAACUCCAUGAAGCACACGCAAUCCCAGCAUGGACUCCUCGAGAGCCCAAUGCCUAGCGACGCACCGCUGAAUGCUGGCGAUGUGACCUUGCAGCAGGGUCCGGAUUGCCUGAUGCUUGCCAACUCGUGGUGGCCCGGUGUUCAGGAUCCAUCUGCUGGCUCCGACUUCCUGGCGCCGAGCCAAGAAUUCAGCAAUGCUCAAUUGAUGGCCGUUCAGAAGGCCCAUUCGUCUUUGGUCCAGCAGAUUCCGGUCACAAAUGCCGACGCUGGAUUCAUCUGCCCGAGCUACCUGACCGCUGUGCCUAUGAUGCAGCAGCCACCACCCAUUUCCAUGGGGUUUGAGGCACCGCUGCUGAUAAACCGUAUGUCCCCUAUGGCACUGUCGAAAGAUCAAACCUUCCCUCCGGCACUUGAACCAUUCUCACCAACGCCUCAGCUACUUGGACCGACGCCAACUCAGCAUACACAAGGACCGGAGGUCCAAGGGGAAUCCAGCAGUAUUGAUGCGGAUUUCUAUAUGGGCAACCAGCCCUCCUUUAAUGUGCCCGUCCCGAGCGGAGAUACUCAGCUCUACUUUGUUAGAACUGGCCUGUUUGAACCCAAUGGCGGCCCCUUCUCUAGCGUCGGGAGUAUUGGACCUCCUCCUUGCCCUUCUCCUCCUUACAAUUCUCCUCCAUGCUGCGUUCCACAAGCAUCAUCUCCGGCUGCUACCCCAUCUCGGGUCGAGGAGGUGUCUGACGAUGCGGGCGCUGCCGUGCCUCUGAGCCCGAGCACCGUGGCUUCCAUGAACCCUCUCAAUCUCCCACCGGGACAGCUCCCAUUGCCUGGAGGCCCCGAGCUAGGCUCUACGCCAGUCAUCCAUGUCCCGCAGAGAUCAGGGACGCAAAGACCAAUCCAAACAGCGGCGGCCGCAGUUCUCCAGCGGAACCGGGUGCCCAAACCAAACGCCCCGGCCGUCAUACUGCUCAUCCAGCGAGGCACAUGUCCCACCUGCAAGAAAGAUAAACCGCUGCCCGGCGAGCGCGACAUGAAGACGCACAUCCGGUGCGAGCUGCCGUACCGGACCACCGAGGGCCAGGUCAUCAUGCUCCGCGGCUACAACCCGAAGCUCCCCGACGCCUUCACCAUCGACGGCCACGGGCACAGGAACGGCAUCCUCAUGUGCCCCUUCUGCAUCAACAGGGUGCAGGUGGUGUGCGGCGUGCACCCGGACGACAAGUACCUGCCGAGCUGCUCCACGUGCAGGAGCUUCAUGCAGACGGGCAUCGCGCACCUCGGGGCGCACCUGAGGAGGCUCCAGGACCCGAGGCAGUACGUCCCCGGCCACCACGAGUCGUGCCCCGGGCCUCAGCGCGGGUGCAAUUGCGUCCCGCACUAUUGGAGAGUCUAG